AUGUCUUUGCAGGAAGAAUUAAAUACUAGGGUAUCUUAAGGAUUGCCUUUAGCUGAAAUCGCUUUUCCCGAGCAAAUCAGCAAUUCUCACGAAUAAAGUAAGGGGUUAGAAGAUUCCGAUUCAGAUAUCGAUUUCUAAGACGUUGUUCAUAAGCUCAGAAAAGUCAACUAGAAUUCUGUCAAACUUAUGAUUGCCAGUAAUAAUGAUUAAUCAUCAACAUAAUUGAGCUCUAAGAAGAAGAGAGUUCUCAAGAUCGAUGAUGAUGACGAUGAAUUUGAAGCUUCAGCUUAGUUUGAUAUUUUAACUAAGGUUUCUACCAGUUAUUCAUAGUCCUCUUCUUCACGUGCUAAUUCUACCUUUACAGGCUAAGAAGAGCUUAGUACUGUUGGCGAUUACAAGGGAGCUUAAUCUUUUAUCUAGCUCAAUUGUGAAGAACUCACUCUUGAGUAAAUCAUUUCAGAUACAAAGAGCGGCAUCCCUUCUCUCUACGAAGAAAAGGCUCGUUAGCAAAAGAUUCUCAAACAGAGAUAAUAAAAAAAUAUGAAAAAUGGAAUUGAAGAAGAAGAAGUUGAGGCUCCAAUCGCUGUAUAAACUUAGGCCCCCUCCAUAGAUCCCAAACUAGUUAAGGAAAAAAUCAAUGCUCGUAUGAAUGGCAGUACUUUCAAUGCUAAAAAGUAGCACACAAAGAAGUGGUCCGAUGAAGAAACUCUCAGAUUCUUCAAGGGCCUCCAAGUCUUCGGUACUGAUUUCUCUCUAAUUUAAAAGCUUUUCCCCUAUAGAACCCGUGCAUAAAUCAAGAAUAAGUUCAGAAAAGAAGAGAAGGAAAAUAGCAAAUUGGUAGAAGAGAGCAUCCGCUUGAACUCUAAGAGAAGAUUCAACAAAAUUCAAACAAAGCUUGCUGCUGAAAAGGAAAAAAUGGAAUCUAUAACGCAAGAAACUGAUGUGACAGAAAGAAUUAAUUUACUCAAAUAACAAAGAAAGAAAAGGCUUAACUCUUUCGAGUCAGUUGAUUCUUAAGAUAUCGAAGUAGCUGAAGACGUCAACGAAAUCUUCAAGUAAGAAAAUAUUCCUGCUUUUUUGAUCUGA
Tetrahymena thermophila SB210 is the source of this 1086-nucleotide messenger RNA. Its product is annotated as Myb-like DNA-binding domain protein. NCBI's taxonomy places the organism in Eukaryota, Ciliophora, Oligohymenophorea, Hymenostomatida, Tetrahymenidae. Gene Ontology annotation, molecular function: TFIIIC-class transcription factor complex binding. The transcript is spliced from 3 exons. Gene Ontology annotation, biological process: RNA polymerase III preinitiation complex assembly. The record is from RefSeq and is a predicted model, not a curated record. Gene Ontology annotation, cellular component: transcription factor TFIIIB complex.